UUUUUUUCUAUUUUAAAAUAAAUAAAUAAUAAUGGAAACGCAAGAAAUUGAACCUUCCGCAACACCUUCUAUUCAAAAUAAGGAUGUUAUUCAAACUGAGACAGUAAUAAAUGUAAAUGAUGAUACUUCGAAUACUUCGAAUGAUACAAUAAAUAAUAAAAUUUAUAAUUUAUACGAGCAACAUGUAAAAAAAUUUGGAGAAUUUAGAAAACAAAUUAAUUUACUUUUGAAAAAUCUUUUUGACGAUUGUUUUAAUAAUCUAAAUAAGAAUAUUAAAGUAGAAACAGAAUCUAUUGAUUCCAAUAAUGUUAUUGAUGUGGAAGAUUUUCGUAAGAAUCUUGAAGAAACGUUUAUUUCUCAAUCAAAAGAAAUUAAAAGUUUGGAUGCUCGUAUAGAAGAAUUGAAAUCCGAUUCUAUCGUUAGAGAUCAAGAUAUUGAAAAAUUUAAACAAGAAUUUGAUACUUUCAAAAAAAAAAGUCGAUCAUUACUUAAAACUACACCAACGCAAAAUAAUAGGGAAAAUAGUUCUUUGAUUAUGAAUGAAAAAGAACAUAACGAAAAAGAAAAUUCUAUUGGCGGAUCUUCAACAUCUCAACAAUCUGAUAAAUCAAAGAAUAAAAAAAGAUCAAAUAAACAAGUUCACAGAGAAAUUUGCCAAUAUGUCAAUAAACAUAAGAACAAACCUAAGAAAUAUAAAGAUAAUACUUUUAAAUAUUUAAGAAGUGAUUUUACUAUCGAAGAUCUUUUAAAAUACGAAAAAUCGGUAUCAUUCCAUUCAUUAGACGAUAACGUUAAAGAAAGUGUUAGAUUAUCAAUUAAUGGAUUGCUAAAGGAAGAAUUGACUUUUAGGAAAAGGGAGUUAUCACAACCUAUUAAUGUUUACAUAGAUAGAAAUUUAGUUCCUUCAUUACCAUCAGGUGUUAAAAGUUAUAAUGAAUUUCAAAAAACUAGAGAAUUUGAUUCAUUAUCCGACAAGAUCAAAAUAGGAAUUGGGAAAUUGAUUUUAAUAGAAAAAUGAUGUAAUAUAUUAUAUAUGCUGUAAUCUGCAGUAUCUGAAGUAUUGGUAGUAUCUAUAUUUUGUAGUAUCAUAUAAAUUAUUAAUCAAUUCAAUAAAUUAUAUACUGUAAAUUUUCAAUUUAUUUGUGAAAUUUUUAUAUGGGAAUCCACGGCGGGUUUCGAGUCCGACCUAUCAUAUCAAAGUUAUUAAAAUACGCGUAAUAAGCUAGGAUAUCCGUGAUAC
Rhizophagus irregularis DAOM 181602=DAOM 197198 is the source of this 1240-nucleotide messenger RNA. RefSeq lists its product as uncharacterized. The record is from RefSeq and is a predicted model, not a curated record. NCBI's taxonomy places the organism in Eukaryota, Fungi, Glomeromycota, Glomeromycetes, Glomerales, Glomeraceae.